AGUUGUGUCCUGAAUCGGUGGCAAAACAAGUUUAAUGGGGCAGCAGAACCUCAUCAUUUUCCUACUCUUAAUGGACUAUUCCCUUUGCUCUGCCUCUGAUGUUUCAAUCCCUGAUGACUCCACUGCCAUGGCCAUUCUUGCUGGGGUGCUUAACCCCAUGCACCCUUCCUGGUCACAAUCCAGCACCAAUUGCCAAUGGCCUAAUGUAGAUUGUGAUGCUAUCUACCAUGUAGUCAAAAUAAACCUCAGGGGCAUGUCUCUCACUCAAUUUUUACUGCCUGAGUUCCCAAAUCUCCCUCGUCUCAAGAUACUUGAUCUCUAAAAUAACUCCCUUUCUCUCCUCCUUAUCUAGCCAACCUCAUCAACUUGCAGAGACUAUUUAGUCCACAACAGAUUCACCAAAAUAUCAACAUAUUUCUUCCAAGGCCUCCCUCGAACUUUGGUGAUCUUAUCUCUUAGCAAUAAUCCUUUUCUAGCUUC
Molecule: messenger RNA, 480 nt
Organism: Rubroshorea leprosula
Lineage: Eukaryota; Viridiplantae; Streptophyta; Magnoliopsida; Malvales; Dipterocarpaceae
Source: the annotation of a GenBank genome assembly